Tuber aestivum (summer truffle) is the source of this 1384-nucleotide messenger RNA. The record is from the annotation of a GenBank genome assembly. Lineage: Eukaryota; Fungi; Ascomycota; Pezizomycetes; Pezizales; Tuberaceae.
CUGUCCACAAGAAAUUCCCCAACAGUGUAUGCAAAAUUUUUCAAGAAGUACAACUUCGAAAGAUACACUUUCGAGCCCGGAAAUCCUCUGGAGCAGGAAUUCCAGCGGCUAGCUAAAGCCCGGCAGUGGGGAGUGGAGAGCACAGCCAAACACCAUGAAUUGUUACACCGUGCCAUACGCCUCGCGGAGUUCUUUGAGCGGUUUGAAGAUAGCGAGGUGGUAGGAGGGUACAAAUACUCUCCGGAGGCUGAAAGCCCCGUAGAGUUCUCGCGACUAUGCACGGUGAAGGGGUGGGAUGAGGGUAGGAUUGCUGUUGUGAAGAAGGAGUAUGAUGAAUUGACGGGGGUAACUAGUCGAAAGAGAAAGGAUAGCGCAUCAGACAGUAAAGGCGAUCAGAAGGAAGAUGUCCUAGAAGGACACACCGCCAUUGCAAAGUUUUUCAUCAAGAAUCGGUGCCCCGGGUACUCGUAUAGAUAUCGAUCCUCCGAAGUCGAGUUCCGGGAGCUGGUUGAGGUGAGAAAAGCUAUGUGGAAGGAACGGACCGGUAGUAGGAAGAGGAAGGGAACCUACGAAAAGACAGAGGAGUACAAAGGCCUACGACGGGAGUUUGAAGUUGCAAUAGAAAAGUGCUUUGAUACCUUCCUUGGGGUACGAAGGAAGUCAGCAGAGGAGAAAGAAAUGAGGCCGUGGGAAACCCUUGUCGAAUUGCUGAAGGUGGGGAAAGCUCCGAUGGGCAGAGGCAAAGCGAAUCAGGUGGGAGAUAUUACCGGAAUCCUACUAAACAUGCUAAGUCACUGUCGACUAACUCGCUUCAGCUCAUCUACAAAGUACAUAUUAAUAUAUAUGACCUCGUGGGCCUCUUCGAAAUCCACCGACAACCCUCCGCAAAAACCCUCCAGAGAUUGUUGACCACAGAAUCCCACCAGAUACAGGAAUUGAGGUUCCCCAACCUGGUGAUUCUCGCGGCUUAUAGUUCCCUGACCCGCCAGGUGUAUAACUUGGAUAACGCAAAAAAGAAUGGGACGUUAGUCUUUUUGCUACAAAGACUAAGAAGGCAUUUCCGCGAAUACGAUCACUUUAUGAAAACCACCAGGCGUCGUAACCCAGUCGCCGGUACCUUUAUGUCACCUGAAAUGGCAAGGAAGCUUUUGCGCCGGAAAUUCCCUAGAGAGUGGGAGGCGUUGGACAGAGAAAUAGCUCGAAAGAAAAAGAAAGUUAGAGAAAUUAUGCUAGCACAGUCACGUGGUGAUACUGGGGAUCUAGUCCGGACAUCUUUAAUGAGUCGAUAUAAAGGUGCUUGGAGUUGGUGUCGGGGGGCGGCUGGACUAAAUCUUUUGUCUUUACUCCUCUUCCCUUUUAUUUUUACCCUCCCCACUUUCUUACC